AUGUGUUCAUCUAAUGACUGUCCUCCUCCUCUGCAGGGCUCACUCACUGUGACCUGGACCAUGAGCAAUGAUCUGCCUGUUCUGACGAGUUUGACCGAGAACUCCACUCACCAGGACGUGCCCGUGUCAGCCGGCCAGGCGGAGAACUAUGUGCAGCUGUUGGUGCUGCUGAGUGUUUUUGCUGGAGGGACGCUGGUCCUGCUUUCCCUGCUGCUCCUCUUCUGCCAUCGCUGCUGCCUGGGAGGGCGACGCUACUCCAGAGCGAGCGAUGACCCUGAGAAGACAAACACCACAUAUGCUGAGGAUUCUCAGCCCACACAAGAAAUCACAAUUCGUCUGGAUGAAUCAGAUGCCCUCUCAGCUUCAAGCUGUCACGAUGGAGAGCCGGAGCGAUUUGUUUUCACUGGGUCGAUUGGCCGCAGAGUCUCCUUCAACGAAUCUGCGUUGUACGAACAGGACAAAGCGGCUCAGGAGAAAGGACGCAGGUACACCCUGACAGAGGGAGAUUUUCACCACCUGAAGAAGGCCCGACUGACUCAACUUCACCUGCCUCCUGCUCCAUGCGACCUGAAGAUACUCACCAUCAUGGAGUGUGACUCCACGGAGAGCAGCAGCAUGAACAUCAGUGAGACUGCAGCUCCCAGACUGCCGCUCAGCAUCUACCAGCCUACUGAGAGAAGAAUCCCCGACUGGAUGGGACAGAGUCUGAGUGGGGGGCUGCCAGGAGACCCCCACCACUCCACUGUCCUGGACCAGGGAUGCCGAGGGCCUUCACCACAGACCACACGGUCUCAGACAAUGGAUGCGUUCAGGGAGGCUGAGAGCAAAAGUGGGCCAGGGGGAGAGUCCACACAAGCUCUGGGCCAGACUUCUGUGUUGAGCUUCUUCUCCAAACUGCGGCGACACGCCAGCCUAGAGGGAGCCGGGCCUUAUUUUAGAAGAUGGAAGUUUGACACCAGUCACCGAGCUGCCAGUCUGGAUGCUAAAGGAUCCCCGAGGAGGAGGCCCUUUCAGAGACAGAGAGCAGCAAGUGAAACCACCGACCACACCGACGAGGACUCCUCCCCUUACCGAGAGGACACCUUUGAAGCAUUCCCUCAAACUCCCAUCCAAACUGGUGCCUUCCAGUCCCUCUCUGCUGAGUCUUUGUCUCAACCUGCAUCUGCGUCCACAUCCUUAGUCUUCCCGAGGAGGCUCAAGCUGGAGGCCAUGGUGGAGGCAGGUGGCAACAUCACCACCAGGAGAGAGGGACCCGCUGGGACGCAGGAGGAGGAGGCCACGGUUAAUGGAACAGCGCUGGAACAGGAGACCCUGUUCGAAGCAGUGAAGGGAACAGAAGCAGCAAGAGAUGAGCUGGAAUCUGCAGAAGAUGACGACCUGUUUGAGACGGAACAAGAGACAGCCUUGCAGGAAAUGUUUGAGGACAUGCUGAGGAAAAACGAAGACACACAAACAAAUGACAGUGCAGCAGAUGUGAGGAGUAAGAGAGAGGCAGAGGUGGAUGAUGGAGAAGAGGUGGUGCUGGGGGCUGAAGCCAGACGGAGGACCGACUCAGGCUCGUGUCUUUCUUUCGUGGUUCGCCAGGAGAGCUCAGAGGCCCCUCCCUCCCUGUACAGGGACAUUUGGAGCUUGCGAGCCUCUUUGGAGCAGUAUGCCUCCUCAGACCAGAGCAGCACAGAUCGAGAGUCCAUCCGCAGCGAUGCAGACAGCGUCUCAUCCUUCGGCGGAGCAGGGGCUCGCUCCGGCCUGGACAGCUGCUUGUCACAGGAUCUGGACGACGAGCCUGAAGGAGAGGUGGAGGCCGAGGGGUUGGAGAUGGGGAACAGAGGGGCAUCAGGUGGUGACAGUGAGACUGGAGGUGGAGCUGGAGGGGAGGGGGAAGGAGGAAACAGGAAGCUGCUUCAAAUGGACAGUGGCUAUGCCUCUAUUGAAGCACCGUCCAAGGCCCCAGAGGAGAUGCGGAUGUUUGGAGCUUCCGGAGCCCCACGAGGGAAGACGGCGUCGGAGAGAAGACUGUUCUUCACCAGCUCCGGAAGAAAAGGCACAGUGUGUGAGAGUGUCGAAGCCAGGCUGUUUCAGGAGGAGCUGGAGGACCAGAUUGGAGACAACACAGAAACGGAGGACAAACAGAGAUCACAUAUUCAAACCCUACAGAAGCCAUAUCAACUCCUGAAAUCCCUCCAUCCUCAGAAAGCUCCAGAGCCACAGUCUCCACUGACGAAACCAACACAGGCCCCAAGUAGUCCGCACCGACCUUGCCUCCGUCGCCGUGACUACAGCAUCGAUGAGAAGACAGACGCUCUUUUCAACGAGUUUCUUCGUCAUGACCCUUGCUUCGAUCAGCAGGAUUCUCCGUUACGCUCCAGGCACAGAUCCAGAGUUCACCUCCGGAAGCAGUGGCAAAGACACAAGCAAUACAGCGAUCCGGGCUCAGCCUCUGGGGGGAGGUACUCCCCAUCUUUGGAGAGGCAGAGGUUCAGUCCACUGAGGAGGGGCGACAGCGCUGGUUACCCUCUGGACACCAGAUAUCACAGCACCCUCUCACGAAUAGCAAGCGCCGCAGACGAAGAAGCCAGCGAGGUUGCAGUUUCUGAGGAAGCAGCCAAAGACAGAGCAGAGGGCAAAGGUCACUCAAGCGAAGAAGCCGACCCAAUGAAAAGCAGCUCUGGAUGCGCAGGGACAACUUGUGAGGCUGACGGCUGCCGAAUCGCCACGAACAAAGACACAGAAAGCACAAAGAGCCAGUCUGCGAGCACCGUGACAGCCCAAACGAGCCUCAUGGACCCAAGGGUCGACAACAGGAACAACAACAGCAGUCAGGGGGUCCUGUCAGAGGCUUCCCUGCAGGCGGAGAGCAGCCUUACAGACAAGUUGGUGGCGUCAGUGGAGGAGAGGAUCUACGGCAGCCUACGGAGAGCAGAAAAUCCAGCAGAACCUGAAUGCGUCCUCAGUGUGGCCCACACUGGGUUCAGCCCCACAUAAUGGUGCCAGCUUCUUCUUUC
Messenger RNA from Nematolebias whitei (Rio pearlfish), 3002 nucleotides. Its product is annotated as voltage-dependent calcium channel beta subunit-associated regulatory protein. NCBI's taxonomy places the organism in Eukaryota, Metazoa, Chordata, Actinopteri, Cyprinodontiformes, Rivulidae. Gene Ontology annotation, molecular function: transmembrane transporter binding. The transcript is spliced from 9 exons. Bases 1 to 2982 code for a protein of 993 amino acids. Gene Ontology annotation, cellular component: secretory granule; plasma membrane. Gene Ontology annotation, biological process: negative regulation of voltage-gated calcium channel activity; negative regulation of calcium ion-dependent exocytosis. The record is from RefSeq and is a predicted model, not a curated record.